Molecule: messenger RNA, 693 nt
Organism: Diaporthe batatas
Lineage: Eukaryota; Fungi; Ascomycota; Sordariomycetes; Diaporthales; Diaporthaceae
Exons: 4
Coding region: 1-693 (230 amino acids)
Molecular function (GO): oxidoreductase activity, acting on the CH-OH group of donors, NAD or NADP as acceptor
Source: RefSeq, a predicted model, not a curated record
AUGUCUGUGUAUGUUAUUACCGGGGUGUCCAGGGGAAUCGGGUUUGAGUUCCUCAAGCAGCUCUCGGAGGACCCAAUGAACCUAGUGGUGGGCCUGGUUCGCGACAAGGCUGGGACCGAGAAGAAGGCGGCCGCAGAGCUGGGCGACCGUCCCAAUAUCCAUAUCCUGCAUGGAGACCUCACCAAGGCCGACAAUCCCGAGGAGCUGGAGAAGGUUGUAGCAGACUUGACACAGACCAACGUCGUCGGCAACAUCCAUCUCUUCAACCUCUUCCUUCCUCUUGUCCUCAAGGGCAAGGCCAAGAAGGUCAUCGCGCUUACAACAGGUCUAGCCGACGUUGGCAUGACCAAUUCUUUCGAGGUUGACAUAAGUGGUCUGUAUGCUGCAUCCAAGGCCGCUCUGAACAUGAUUGCGUCCAAGUUCAACGUGCAAUACAAGAAGGACGGUGUCCUUUUCAUCAGCAUCAGCCCGGGAGUGGUUGAGGUGGCCCAAUAUGACAACAUUACCCCGGAACAGCAGCAAGGCUUGAUGGGAUUCAUGGGCAAGGUCGCCGCCUAUUCCCCGGACUUCAAGGGCCCAAUCACGCCAGAGCAAUCUGUGAAACAGGUCAGGGCAACAUGGGAAAAAGCCAGUAUCGACACCGGAUUUGGUGGCGCGUUUGUCUCGCAUCAUGGAGAUAAGAACUGGAUUUGA